Zea mays is the source of this 1905-nucleotide messenger RNA. Its product is annotated as alpha-1,4-glucan-protein synthase. Gene Ontology annotation, cellular component: Golgi apparatus; cytosol; plasmodesma. Bases 644 to 1693 code for a protein of 349 amino acids. NCBI's taxonomy places the organism in Eukaryota, Viridiplantae, Streptophyta, Magnoliopsida, Poales, Poaceae. The record is from RefSeq and is a predicted model, not a curated record. Gene Ontology annotation, biological process: plant-type cell wall organization or biogenesis; UDP-L-arabinose metabolic process. Gene Ontology annotation, molecular function: UDP-arabinopyranose mutase activity. The transcript is spliced from 3 exons.
CGGCAAACGCAACAACACGGAGCGGGCGUGGGGAGCGGAGCGGUGAGCGAGGAUCGAGGGCAACGUGGCGAGGCACUCCCGAGGGGGAGAGGCGACUUUGCUUCCAGUUCCAGGAAAGAGUGGGCUAUAAAAAGGCGCUCGAGAUCCAGAUCUGGGCCGAUGCGACCGCCCUCGCUGCUCUCCCUCACCCUCGACGCCGCGCUCCUCCGCAUCGCCAAUAUCGCCGACCUCUCCCACCUCCCAGACCACCUCCUCAUCGACCUCUUCCGUGUAGGUACCUCGCCGCGCCCUCCGCCACCUCUCGAAUCUGUGGCCCGCUGCUGAUUGAUCCUGUACUUGUACCGGUGCCAAGGCUCCGCGUGCUUGGAUUCGGUUUAGGCACAUUUUGCGGCGUGGAUUUAGUAGUUUCGGAUUGAUCCUGGUGGCUGGGGCUGGGUUUGUCCGGUCUUUCAGAGAGAACCCUCAGUGCUGGUAAGCUGACAGAGAAAGUUCUCAAGUUGUUUCUAGCAACCGACUGUGAGGAUAUCAUAUUGGCUGUUCGGUUGCUCAACAUUAAGCAGCCACUCGUACCAGUCCUUCCCACAAGGUGCUCUGAGAGAUUCUAGAUCUGCUGCCGCUCACAUCGUUUUGAUUACCUGAGAAGAUGCCUUUGGAAAUUCAAGAUAGUGAGGUUGACAUAGUGAUUGCGGCACUCCAGCCCAACCUGACCACUUUCUUUGAGGCAUGGCGACCAUUUUUCUCCCGUUUCCACAUCAUUGUCGUCAAAGAUCCAGACAUGGCAGAGGAUCUUCAAAUCCCUGCAGGUUUUGAUCUCAAGGUUUACACCAAGUCAGAUAUUAAUGGGUUGCUUGGUGCCUCCUCAUCCAUAAACUUAUCUGGUCACUCAUGCCGUUACUUUGGGUAUCUUGUCUCACGCAAGAAGUAUGUGAUUUCAAUUGAUGACAAUUGCCUCCCAGCGAAGGACACUGCUGGGUCGACUGUUGAUGUUGUUGCACAGCACAUGGCCAAUCUGAAAACACCUGCUACACCUUUCUUUUUCAACACACUCUAUGAUCCAUACAGGAAAGGUGCUGACUUUGUCCGUGGUUACCCAUUCAGCCUGCGCGAGGGGGUUGAGUGCAUGCUCUCGUGUGGUUUGUGGCUUCAUAAUGCUGACUACGACCCGAUGACUCAUGUUGUGAAGAGAAAUCAACGGAACACAACAUAUGUGGAUGCUGUGAUGACGGUUCCGCUUGGUGCCAUGCUGCCUGUGAGCGGGAUAAAUGUUGCAUUCAACCGCGAUGUGCUGGGGCCUGCUAUGUUCCCAGGCCUGCGUCUACGAAACGAAGGGAAGCACAGAUGGGAUACCCUUGAAGACAUAUGGAAUGGCUUAUGUGCUAAAGUAGUCUGCGACAGCUUGGGAUAUGGUGUGAAGACCGGACUGCCUUAUGUGAUGAGAAGUGAUGCAGAAGCAGGUAAAGCUCUGGAGAGCUUGAAAGAGUGGGAAGGGGUAAAAGUCAUGGAUGAUGUUCUCCCAUUCUUCCAGUCGCUCAAGCUAUCGAGGACUGCAGUUACUGUUGACGAUUGUGUUAAGGAGCUUGCUGGAGUUGUCCGUGAGAAGCUAGGACCUAAGAAUGCAAUCUUCACCAAAGCAGCCGAUGCCAUGGUGGAAUGGAACAAUCUCUGGAAAGUGCAUGGUGCUCAGAAUGCAUAGUUUGGGAGUUUGCAUGUUUCCUACAGAGCAUCUAAUAGUUGUUUGGAGUGCGCGUUUUACAGUUCUAAAUUUUCCCUGUGGAACUCAUGAAGCUGAAAUAAACAACGGUCCUUUAUGCCGUGAAUUUGGCAUGAAUAGCUGAGCAUCUCAUUGUAUACGCUUAAGAAUUAUGUAAUGUAAUGCAUCAAAAGAACAUGUGAUGUUUUCUUGCA